GAGGAACGCGAGUGGGUGAAAGGACUCAGCGCUGCUGCAUCCCGCGCCAUCCCGCGCCACCGCCUCCUCUGUGCCGCUCGGGUUCAGCACUGGACAGCUCCCGCCCCAGCCCAACAAAUGGCAGCCGGCUGAUUGACAGAGGAGCUGGCCAAACGGAGAACAAGACGAUUUGAAGCCGCCCUACGAGGGUUUGGUUGCGGCCAAGCUGCUUCUUUAAACCGGCUUUCCUCCCGAGAGCAGUGUGGUUUGUGGCCAAACCUAAAGACUCCAAUUAACCAGCUGCCUGGCCCUCUUGGCUCCACAGAGACAAAGAUCUUAAGAGAAACCCUCGUUCUCUGGGACUUGCUCUUGCGCUCGCGGUGCGGGUCCGUGUUCGCGCGUUCCGAGCCUCGGGACGAAGCGAACUAGGAGGAGCCAGAGCCGGGAGGCGGGAACGACCUGCCACUGGUGAGAUGAUGGAGCAGCGUCUUCGGCGGCCGCCGCCGCAGCAGCAGCUCUUGAACACACCUCAAUGAGAGCGGCGGUGGAAGCUGCUGAGCUGAAAGACGUAAGCAGGCUAACUAUAGCUGCCGGCAGCGAGAGGGGAUGUAACCUGUUCGGCUCAAGGCUGCGAGGUGCGUAAUCUCGAGCCGACCCCUUGUGGAGCAGGAGCAGCCAGCGUUGCCACAGGUGAUUUGAUUUCCUGUGACGGUAGCUUAGUCAGCCGGGCAUAUUUCGGAACAUUUAUAUUUUAAAGUCCCCUUGGACUCGGUGCCAGCUGGAGACGGGAGAAGACCCCUAGUAAAAGUCUUACUGUUGACAGACUGACGACCAAAAUUUAAAAAGUGACUCCUCCCGUUACCUCCUCUCCUCUCUGCGGGGCAGAUGGGAGCCAUGGCUUAUCCUUUGCUCUUCUGCCUCCUGCUUGUUCAUCUGGGAUUGGGAGCUGUUGGCGCCAGCCGCGACCUUCCAGGUCGGCCGGAUUCCCCUCGAGAGAGGACCCUGAGGGCAAAGCAGCACGCCCAGCAGCCGGCUCGAGCCUCUGCCUCGGACCCCUCGGCUCCCUGGAGCCGCUCCACCGACGGCACCAUCUUGGCGCAGAAACUCGCCGAGGAGGUGCCCAUGGACGUGGCCUCUUACCUCUACACCGGGGACUCCCACCAGCUGAAGCGAGCCAACUGCUCCAGCCGCUACGAGUUGGCGGGCCUGCCUGGAAAGUCGCCUGCCCUAGCUAGCUCCCAUCCCUCCUUGCACGGGGCGCUGGACACGCUGACACACGCCACCAACUUCCUCAACAUGAUGCUGCAAAGCAAUAAAUCGCGGGAGCAGAACUUGCAGGACGACCUGGAGUGGUACCAGGCACUGGUGCGGAGCCUCCUGGAGGGUGAGCCCAGCAUCUCCCGGGCGGCCAUCACCUUCAGCACCGAGUCGCUGUCCGCGCCGGCCCCGCAGGUCUUUCUCCAGGCCACUCGCGAGGAGAGUCGCAUCCUGCUCCAAGACCUAUCCUCUUCCGCACACCACCUGGCCAACGCCACGCUAGAGACCGAGUGGUUCCACGGCCUUCGGCGCAAGUGGAGGACUCACUUACACCGCCGCGGUUCCAACCAGGGGCCCCGGGGCCUGGGCCACAGCUGGAGGCGCAGAGACGGGCUUAGCGGGGACAAGAGCCAUGUCAAGUGGUCUCCGCCUUAUCUGGAGUGCGAGAACGGGAGUUAUAAGCCCGGGUGGCUGGUCACUCUCUCUGCUGCUUUCUACGGGUUGCAGCCUAACCUGGUCCCGGAAUUCAGGGGUGUCAUGAAAGUUGACAUAAAUCUUCAGAAAGUGGACAUUGACCAAUGUUCAAGUGAAGGCUGGUUUUCAGGAACUCACAAAUGUCACCUUAACAAUUCAGAGUGUAUGCCAAUUAAAGGCCUAGGAUUCGUGCUUGGAGCCUAUGAGUGCAUUUGCAAAGCAGGAUUCUAUCAUCCACAACCCUUCUCAGUGAACAACUUUCGGAGAAGGGGUCCAGAUCACCAUUCUGCAGGAAAUGCAAAGGAUGUGUCCGAAGAAGCCCAUGUCUGCCUGCCCUGCAGGGAGGGCUGUCCCUACUGCGCCGAUGAUAGCCCCUGCUUUGUCCAGGAAGAUAAGUAUUUGCGACUUGCUAUCAUCUCCUUCCAAGCCCUGUGUAUGCUGCUUGACUUUGUGAGCAUGCUGGUGGUCUACCGCUUUCGCAAAGCAAAGUCAGGGGUGGAUGAAAUGCCAAAAUAUUCAGUGCGAAGCCUUCUGGGAAGUUGUCCUCAGCUGGUCACCCAGAGCAUCAGGGCUUCAGGCCUUAUCCUGUUGGAAACAAUCCUUUUUGGGUCUUUGCUUCUGUACUUUCCGGUUGUUAUUUUGUACUUUGAGCCAAGCACAUUUCGCUGUAUUCUCCUAAGAUGGGUCCGUCUUCUCGGUUUUGCUACUGUUUAUGGAACUGUCACUCUCAAGCUUCACAGGGUUUUGAAGGUAUUUCUUUCACGAACAGCCCAACGGAUUCCAUACAUGACAGGUGGACGGGUCAUGAGGAUGCUGGCAGUCAUACUCCUGGUAGUGUUUUGGUUUCUCGUUGGCUGGACUUCAUCUGUUUGCCAGAAUUUGGAGAGGCAGAUCUCACUCAUUGGCCAAGGGCAGACUUCAGAUCACCUCAUCUUCAAUAUGUGCCUCGUUGAGCGCUGGGAUUACAUGACAGCAGUUGCUGAAUUUCUCUUCCUCCUGUGGGGUGUUUAUCUCUGCUAUGCAGUGCGGACGGUGCCCUCAGCGUUUCAUGAGCCGCGUUACAUGGCCGUUGCAGUUCACAAUGAGCUCAUUAUCUCCGCUAUCUUCCAUACAAUCAGAUUUGUUCUUGCCUCAAGACUUCAGUCUGAUUGGAUGCUGAUGCUGUAUUUUGCACAUACUCAUUUGACUGUGACAGUCACGAUUGGGUUGCUUUUGAUUCCAAAGUUUUCACAUUCAAGCAAUAAUCCACGAGAUGACAUUGCUACAGAAGCAUAUGAAGAUGAGCUGGACAUGGGCCGAUCUGGAUCCUACCUGAACAGCAGCAUCAACUCAGCCUGGAGUGAGCACAGCUUGGAUCCAGAAGAUAUUCGGGAUGAGCUAAAGAAACUCUAUGCCCAGUUGGAAAUCUAUAAAAGGAAGAAGAUGAUCACAAAUAACCCCCACCUCCAGAAAAAGCGGUGCUCAAAGAAGGGCUUGGGCCGUUCAAUCAUGAGGCGGAUCACGGAGAUCCCAGAGACGGUCAGCAGGCAGUGUUCCAAAGAGGACAAAGAUGUCACUGAGCACAGCACGGCCAAGAGCACCGCUCUGGGCAGGAAGAACCCACAGGAGUCUUCGGGCAACACCGGGAAGCCCAGGGAGGAGUCCCUGAAAAACCGGGUCUUCUCCCUAAAGAAAUCCCACAGCACCUACGACCAUGUGCGGGAGCAGCCAGAAGAGGCCAGCAGCUUGCCAACCGAGAGCCAAGAAGAGGAGGCAACAGAAAACUCCACACUGGAGUCCCUGUCUGGAAAAAACCUAACACAGACACUGAAAGACAACACUGAAGCCGUGUCCACAGAGUCUGUGCCUUUGGUGUGUAAGUCGGCGAGUGCCCACAACCUCAGCUCAGAGAAGAAGCCAGGGCACCCCCGAACAUCCAUGCUACAAAAGUCUCUCAGCGUCAUAGCAAGUGCCAAGGAGAAGACUCUUGGGUUAGCUGGGAAAACCCAAACAUCAGGCGUGGAAGAACGUACCAAGUCCCAGAAAGCUCUGCCAAAAGAUAAAGAGACAAACAGAAAACACUCCAAUUCAGAUAGUGCAGAGACUAAAGAGCCUGCCCCCCCAAACUCCAACCAUUUGGAAGAGCCAAGAAAACCUCAGAAAUCUGGGAUUAUGAAGCAACAAAGGGCCAAUCCCCCCACUGCCAAUUCUGACGUGAGCCCAAGCACCACCCAGACGAAGGGCAACUUUGACAUAGGGGAAGUGUGCCCCUGGGAGAUUUAUGACCUGACCCCUGGUCCUGUGCCUUCAGAAUCAAAAGUUCAAAAGCACGUAUCUAUUGCAGCUUCUGAAAUGGAGAAAAACCCAACUUUUUCCUUAAAGGAGAAAUCUCACCCCAAGCCCAAGGCAGCUGAACUGUGUCAGCAGUCCAAUCAGAAGGGCAUAGACAAGGCUGAGGUGUGCCCUUGGGAGAACCAAGGUCAGUCCCUCUUUGAAGAUGAGAAGUGUUUGAUUCCCAAGACUCAGGUUCCCCCAGGAAGAGCUCAAGACGAGAAUGGCGGCCAGCAUUAUGCAGCCAGUGUGUGCGCUGGGCAGCAUGAAGAACUGGCUCCCAGAGUUGUAGCAGCAAACGUGGAGAAUGAAAAUCUCAACCAAAUAGGAGGCCAGGAGAAAAAGACAUUUUCCUCUGAGCAAAACGUGCCUGACUCCUAUAACUCAAGUAAUAACUUUCAGCCACCUUUAACGUUGCGAGCUGAGGUGUGUCCUUGGGAGUUUGAGGCCCCAUACCAACCAAAUGCUGAAAAAAGUGUAGUCUUACCUGCCUCUUCUGCUCUAAGUGCAAAUAAGAUAGCAGGACCUCAGAAGUAAGAGGUCUGGGAUACUUUUAAAGUGUAGCAUCCCCAGAAAGAAAAGAAGGAAGAAACACUGAAUUUCAUGUAAGACACAAGGAAUUCCCAAGGAGUAUUGGUCAGGGGAGGGAAUGUGAAAGGCAGGGAUGGAAGAAGAUGUAGGAGGCCAGGGCGCCAUCUUCCUGGAGAGGUCAAACUGACCAAGCAAGUCCUUCCCCAGCAACUCUAGGGAAAUCUUUACGCUUCUGCAUGUUCGGGGGAAGUAGCCCUCAGCGCCUGCCCCUGAUCAGUACCUGCCCUCGGGACUUGAAGAUCCCAAGCAAGGCAAACUGAAGACACAGAAGAGGGAUGAGAUUUUUGCAAAGGAGAAGAAGGUAUUGACUUAUGACUGAAAUUCUAAGUAGCUGACUUAAAAAAGAACUUAACUUUACCUAUUUAACCUUGAUAGCACUGCUAACUUAAUGCAUCCAAAAAUAACCUUUUAUAUUAAUGAUUGCUCUCAUUUUCUUAUAAAUGUAUGUUUCAGUACAUUGUUGUGUCUCAUAUUCAAGCAUUCCAGAUUGUAUAAUUUUUGCAAAUAACUUUGAUAUUAUAUGACACAACACAUUUAUGCAAUCUGCAGCUACUCAAUUGUUAUCGCAACUUACAGGAUACCUGCUAUCUGUCAACUUUAGUUGAUCCUUAAGGUACAGUAAGCUUUCUCUGGCUUGGGAAGCCAUAACUGUUACGAUAAAAACCUUUUAGUUUUGGCUGUGGUUUAUAUAUUGUGAAUUUGGAUUUGACUCUAUUAUUUCACAUCAUGGUUUGUUAUACUGUCUUAAUCAGGGUUUUUUCUACAAGUUGAGUUACUUGUUUUGCACUUCCUGUUAGGACUCAGAAGCUUUAUUAAUAUUGGGGAUGAAGUGGUCCUACUUAGUCAUAUGUCUCAAUAAGUUAAGGACAACUUAUCUAUUGUUUGUUCACAGUCAGAGAUAGAUAAUGCCUUCAUUCCAAUUAAUUGUUCCCUUGAACUCUUUCAGUAUUUCAUCUUUAGCAGCAGUUCGUAAGGAAGGAAGAAGCCACGAGUGAGAAAAAGAUACUGUGCAUUAUUAUUACCGUUGGAAAGGAAAGACUAGUACCGACGUGAGAAUUACAGGCCUGCAGAGCCAGGCAAUUUGCCUUUAAAUAAAGAGAAAGGGAGCUCCUGAUAGCACUUUCAAGGGAUUAUAUUUUUAAAGAGAAAAAUUAUUAUAGCAUCAAAAUCACUAUAUGGAUAUAUUUUUAUUAAGCACACUGAAUAUAUAAUAUUUUAAAUUACCUUAAACUACUUAUUCUCAUAAACUCUUCUUCAUUGCUUCAGGCAGGGAUAGAACUUGCUGGGCUCAAAUCCCAAAGAGGUUUAUAACCUGAGUUACUCAAAGCCUAUGCUGCAGUAUAGGCUCUUUAUUCUUCCAAGCACUGGGAAACUUACAGGUCUUGCAAAUGACCACUGUGAGCCACUUAGCUCAAAACGUCAAUGUAAGGUUUGCAACGUGAAACAGCCCCCCGAAAGCGCAGUUAUGAAGUGUAUUGCAUUCCACGCUGAUCACCUGCCAUGGAAAUCCCAAGCUGCUGAUUUAGCCCUACUGAUGUGAUCAUGCGGAGAUUCUAUUCCAAAGCUCAGUCUCAUUUUAAGAUGAGUCAUUUAAAAAUAGAACUCAGACUUCCCUCACAUCCAACACUGAAGUAUCAAUGGCUUUUUAGCCGGAACAUUUACAGCCUAAGGAACUGAUUUUCAUUUCCAGAGCAGCAAGGAGAACUAUGUUAGGAGGAUAGAAGAUGAUAAAAAGGGACUCAGAAGGUGGACACUGCCUGUUCUUUGGGGAUAUUACUCUCAGUGGAAGAUUAAAAACCAGGAAUUCUCCUCAUUCAUCAUCAAAAUUUCCUCGAUGAUUUGUAUUCAGGGGUAAUUACACACAUCACACCACUUUGCAAAGCUGUGCACAAACCUUCCUCAUGCUUGCUUCAUGCAUUACUCAGGAUGGUGGGGUACGUUUGAAGAGAGAAAGAAAUUCUCUUCUUUGUGUUUUCUUCAUUUACUUCCUUCUCCCCUUCCUUUACAAUCAGAGCCUAUCUACCUGGUGACCUUGGGGUAUGACUUUAUACAGUUGUGAAUAUGGAGUGUCCGGACCCACCCACCUACUCUUUUCAUUUAUGUCCAGCAUCUGUUAGCACUUUAUUGACUUUCUGCAAAAUAAACAGUCAGGCAUCAGUGACUUUUUAUUGCACUUUAGGAUGAACCUGCUAGAGAUGUGGCCUAAAGAAGACCCACCAAGUUUCACCUUAGUACAGCCCAUAAGAUUUUCCUCCACCAGCAUAAAUCAGUGAGAGUGCCGGGGGUCUUUGCUAGAUUGCCAUGGCCAUUUCUUAUCACUAAGAGAAGUUUAACUCUGCACUCCUUGAGGUUAUUUUCCCAGCUCAAUGACAAUAAGCAAGUGAAGAAAGGCUAUUAAGUUCACAAACAUUUGCUAGGUUGUCCUUCUCAGUGCAUGUGCAGGCUGCAUCCUGUCCUUGUUUUUAAGUCAGGGUUUAUAAAUAAGUAGAUUUAUACCAAUCUUAAUAGAACUGUAUAUUUUAUUGCAAGAAUUAAAUGCUUUAUGACAUGAAUUAUAACCCAACCCAUUGUAAACUUUGGUGGCGACGUGGAUGUGAAACUCGACAGUUCUCUUGUAUUUGCUUCCUAGGUUUCUGCAUGCAAGUGAUGACAGGUAGGACUGAGAAAACACUGCCUUUUGACUCCUAGCAUUUAGCCAAUGAGAGUUGUAGAGUCAAUAAAUCUGUCAGUCUCUUCACUUAAUCUAUGGUUCUUCUGACACUAUUAUCUGAAACCUACAGCAUCCCACCAUAAAAUAUUUGGUAAAUUUAUGUUGUGAUGUGUUGCAGCAUGUAAAUACUUACAACUUCUCUGCAAUAAAACAUAUUUAUAUGAAAGG
This is a messenger RNA of Sus scrofa (pig), 7489 nucleotides long. The record is from RefSeq and is a predicted model, not a curated record. Lineage: Eukaryota; Metazoa; Chordata; Mammalia; Artiodactyla; Suidae.